This is a messenger RNA of Habropoda laboriosa, 1120 nucleotides long. It is a transcript of the gene Tsp2A, whose product is annotated as 23 kDa integral membrane protein. Bases 181 to 912 code for a protein of 243 amino acids. The transcript has 5 exons. Gene Ontology annotation, cellular component: membrane. NCBI's taxonomy places the organism in Eukaryota, Metazoa, Arthropoda, Insecta, Hymenoptera, Apidae. The record is from RefSeq and is a predicted model, not a curated record.
AGAGAGUACGAGCUGGGAGAAUCAGGUAUACACUGUCAUAUACGUUCAUAAUUACGGUGCCUACAUUUCGAUACUAUUUCAUUAAGUGAUUUUUUACGGAUGGUAGAAGUUAAAUUGUGUUUUUGAUUAUAAAAUUUAUUUGGUAUACACGAGUGUCAAAACUAGCAAUUUGGUAACAAAAUGGUUAUGGUUGCUAAAACUUCCGGGCCACAAUUAGAACAACGAAUUCAAUGUAUAAAAUUUACUAUUUUCUGCUUGAAUGCCAUUAUAUGGUUACUUGGAAGUGCAAUGUUGGGAUUGUGUAUGUGGCUAAGAUUGGAUCCAAGUUUCCAGGAAUGGGUCGAGUUUCUUGAGAUAUACGAAUUUUACAUCGGCAUUUAUAUCUUACUUGCGGCUUCGAUAUUCAUCAUAGUUAUAACUUUCGUCGGCUGUGGGGUUGCUCUAAUGGAGCAUAUCUUUGGCCUUUACAUUUAUGUAGGUCUGCAAUUAUUUUCCUACAUUCUCGGCAUAGCAGGGACCGCAGUGCUCCUCGAUUAUUCCACCUACGACAGUAAAAUUCAACCGCUUAUACGACGAUCUAUGACUGCCCUUAUUAAUAACUACCAUGAUGAAAGAACAACAUACAUUUUACAAUUAAUUCAAGAAAGUAUCGGUUGCUGUGGUGCCGAUGGUCCGAUGGAUUAUUUAACCUUGAGAAAACCACUACCCACUGAAUGUAGGAAUACAGUUACUGGAAAUGCUUUCUUCUACGGGUGUGUAGAAGAGAUUUCAUGGUUUUUGGAAGGCAGAUCGGGUUGGCUGGCCGGUUUAGCGUUGGCUCUAUGUAUGCUCCAUAUAAUAAUAGCCGCUCUUAGCUUAACGCUAGUCAGAGCUAUUAAGCGGGAGGAACAAUACGUCACGUUUAAACGCUAAGAAAAAUAUUAAAUUGACUGAACGUCAAUUUUCAUCGUAUAAAUUGUACACAUGCAUGCAUUCCAUUAAGCCUUAUAUACAUACGUAUUAACUAAAAUAUAAUAAUCAUUUCGUAAGUUGAAAUGUAUGCUCAUGAAAUACAUACAUAUAUGACAAAGUGGAUUGAGAUAAAUUAAAACGAAUUCAAUACGAUAAUAUGUUUGAGAAA